UCGGUGUCGUACGCUGUCAAAAUCGCUCCCCCGGCAAUUGCAGGAAAUGCGCUUUCCCGUCGUAUAGUUUAACUCACGUGUUUUCGGUGUCGCUCGGCCCAGUUGUAAUCAGUCAUGGAUUCCAAGCUGUCAGAAAACGAGUCGGCUCGUCCCUUGAGACGCUCUGCGAGACAUGCAUCCGGUAAAGCACUGGGCUGUGAGCCGACCCCCAGGGGUCCGCUGAAGAGGACCAAAAAGAGUUCAGAAAGCCCGGAUCCUCCCGCGGCUGUCAACGGCUCCGGAGAUAAGGACAACGGCUCCGAGGACGAAGGGCACUUUGAACGACCUUUCAUGUCCUGCACCACAGAGUCCCCUCGCAAGAAGGGCCGGCUGGAGACUGGAGGGGCGGUGGGCGGCGGUGGCGAUGAGAAUGAGAUGGAUGUCCAGCAGUCGACUAGUCAAGACCAGGACAUGGACACGGAGAGGCAGGAAUCCUCACAUGGCAGUCAUCCACCCAAAAUAUCCCACGGCACCACUGGAGAUGUCAAUUAUUUCCCUCGUGUUGUGCUCCGUGAAUGCGGCCGAUCGCAUGCUGCAAAUGAAGAUGCAGACUUGAUGAAAGCCAAAAGAGUAAACCCAUCAACCAAAGGAUCUUCAGCCCCCACCAAGUCUGCUGUGCAAAUCAGAUCCCUGGUAAAUAGCCAUGAUGUGCCAAUUCUCAAUACCAGCAUGGCUGAGUACAAGAGUAGGAUGGAGGCCAUAGCCAAAAGAUCUGGGUAUAUACCCACAGUCAACAACGUUACCCCAAAGGGGUUUCCACCCUCAGAGAAAUACUGCACAACGCGUCAACGUUUGAAACACAUUCCAAUUAAAAAAGAACCAGUUCAGCAAAAGAAACAAGAAAGAAAAAAGAAAACAGAUGUCAUCAAAAAAAGCUCCACACAUUCUUCUCGAGGUUUCAUGUGGUAUUUUGGGUGUUUGGUUCUCCUGGUGCUGCUCAGUUCUGCUCUCUUGCUGGCGUACAAGAAAAUCCCUGUUCUCCGAAGGGUCGCAGAUCGUGGAGGGCAUUUAUCCAGGGCUGUACAGCCAGAUUUGUUUGCAGAUCAGUUAUCACGUCUUGAGGCUAAAUUCCCCAGUCAGCGGCCUGAGUUGUGGAGGAGGAGCAAGAUACACCUAGAGAAGCACCUGAGAACAGCCCAGCCCAAGGAGCCGGUGAGUCUGAUCUUCACUGCUGGCCGCGGUGCUGAGAGCACGCUGCGCUGCCUCGCUCAGGGCCUGGCCUCCGCCUUCUCGUCUGCUCUCAAUGCUUCUGUCCUCCAAAUCGAUGGAGUCAGCAAAGCCAGCCAGGACAGCAAUGAAGUAAAGCUGGACAUUGACGGCCAACUGAAGGAAGCCUUUGAAGGUGACAAACCUGUGGCAGUCAUUCAUCGCCUCGAGGAGCUGCCUCCAGGCUCUACCCUCAUUUUUUAUCGCUACUGUGACCACGAAAACGCUGCGUACAAGCAGGUGUUCUUGUUGUUUACUGUACUACUGCCUCAGGAUGAGGUCAGCAGUGAGCAGAGCCUGAAAGGUGUGGAGGAGAUGGUGCAGGACUAUGUUAAGGAAAGGCUGGUGGGCUCCAGUGGCCGAACUUCCUUCAGUGAGAUGGACGUUAACAAGUACAGUGGACUGUGGAGCCGCAUUUCGCACCUUAUCUUGCCCGUGGCUUCUGAGAAGGAAGUAGAGCAGAAAGGAUGCUGAUGGACCAAGCUGGCAUACCAGAAGAAAAAGUCAGGAUACCACUUUGGACCAUCCUGAUCCUUCCUGGCAUUGCGCAGGAGCUAUUACACAAAAGUUAACAAUGGAAUACAACUCGUGUGCUGUGAUAUUUUACAUAUAGACUUGAUUUGAAAUAGCUGGAAGUUGUUAGAAUCUCUCUCUGUCAGAGAUAAGAUUGUACUCAAGCUGCUGUUCAAUGUCUGAUUCAGUUCAACUCUAAGAUGUUCAGCGCAGUUUAAAACAAAAUGUGUUGGUGUACAGUACAAACUUUGCAUUAGGAUUAAGCAAUUGUUGCACCAUCAUUCCACUUUCGAAGGAGGGGAUUUGGAGCAUAUUCUCAGGCAGAUUUAACAUAUGACAAGAUAUAGAGCACUUCUAGAACACGGUUUAACUGUGUUUCAAUGGACAUGUCCAAACUAAGAAGGAUUUCUGUUGCAUGGUCAGCAUGGAUUUCACAAAAAAAGUCACAUUUCUUUGAUCUGUACCAAAUCUCAGAGAACACUAACACUGGCGUGCUUUAUAUUUCUGUUAAAUAUGUCUCCAUGGAGAUAUGUCCCUUCAUUGAAUUAUUUUAUGCACACAAUUGGAUCCGUUUUGCACUACAAAGGUUGAUUUUUCAUUAGCUAGACAUCUAAUCAGGGGUACUGGCUUUUAAAAAGAUAAAUAUUUUAUAUUCUAUGUUUUGUGUGAAUUUGUAUAUUUGUGCUAUUGCUGUCUGUCUUUUUCCUAAAUUUGAUGUGUAUAUAUAUAUAUAUAUAUAUAUGUAUAUAGGAUGUAAAAAGGUUUGUGCAAGAAAAUGCACUUGCAAUAUUGUCAACUUAAAAAACACAGGUUCUGAAUUUAUAUAAAUAUUUUGACAGAAUAUGACUCAAAUGUGCCUUAAACACUCGCAUGGAGAAGAUAACAUUAUAUUUGGAAAGCACCGAAACGCGUCCAUCAUUUAACACUGUGUCUUGGCGACAAGGUCAGAAUUCAAACAAGCUUUUCUUGCUAAUAGACUUUUCACAUUUCUGCUAAUUUGAAUCAUAAAGUGUUCUCUCCCCUGAUAUCACUCAUUCCUCUAAUGUUCUUAUUCUGAGCAGAAUUUUGUGUUGCUCAUAUGAAGACCUGGAUGUUUUCAAUAAAGAUUAUUUUGAUACCUAGAA
Molecule: messenger RNA, 2882 nt
Organism: Scophthalmus maximus (turbot)
Lineage: Eukaryota; Metazoa; Chordata; Actinopteri; Pleuronectiformes; Scophthalmidae
Product: torsin-1A-interacting protein 2
Exons: 8
Coding region: 115-1719 (534 amino acids)
Biological process (GO): membrane organization
Cellular component (GO): membrane
Molecular function (GO): ATPase activator activity
Source: RefSeq, a predicted model, not a curated record